Perognathus longimembris pacificus (Pacific pocket mouse) is the source of this 472-nucleotide messenger RNA. It is a transcript of the gene Npy, whose product is annotated as neuropeptide Y. The transcript has 4 exons. Gene Ontology annotation, cellular component: extracellular region. Gene Ontology annotation, biological process: feeding behavior; neuropeptide signaling pathway. NCBI's taxonomy places the organism in Eukaryota, Metazoa, Chordata, Mammalia, Rodentia, Heteromyidae. Gene Ontology annotation, molecular function: neuropeptide Y receptor binding; neuropeptide hormone activity. The coding region runs from base 72 to 365 and encodes 97 amino acids. The record is from RefSeq and is a predicted model, not a curated record.
UCUCACCCCUCGGAGAGGCUCACCCCACCGCAGAGCACUCGCUGCCCCACCACACCUAUCCGCCGGCCAAGAUGCUAGGGAACAGGAGACUGGGGUUGUCCGCACUGACCAUCGCCCUGGCCCUGCUGGUGUGCUUGGGGGCGCUGGCCGCGGCGUACCCCUCCAAGCCAGACAACCCGGGCGAGGACGCACCGGCAGAGGACAUGGCCAGAUACUACUCGGCGCUGCGACACUACAUCAACCUCAUCACCAGGCAGAGAUAUGGAAAGCGCUCUAGCCCUGAGACACUGAUUUCAGACCUCUUAAUGAGAGAAAGCACAGAAAACGUUCCCAGAACUCGGCUUGAAGAACCUUCCAUGUGGUGAUCAGAAACGAAACUCUCCAGGCUCCACCCAUUUUCAACUUACACUUCAUCCUGUAAAACUAGAGUCUGCCUGUCCUACCAGUGCAUGCAGCCCUUGUGCUGAACUUC